Fomitopsis serialis is the source of this 2195-nucleotide messenger RNA. RefSeq lists its product as uncharacterized. Lineage: Eukaryota; Fungi; Basidiomycota; Agaricomycetes; Polyporales; Fomitopsidaceae. The transcript is spliced from 4 exons. The record is from RefSeq and is a predicted model, not a curated record. The coding region runs from base 80 to 1969 and encodes 629 amino acids.
ACGGCCACUGCCUCUAGUUCCUGCCUUUCAACAUUGUGACCGCGGUCCACUCGGGCUACCUCAGCAACGUACGGACUUCAUGGCGAACUCCAAUGAGUCCCUGUCCGAAGGUGCGCUACUUGCGAACACGCUGUCAAACGACGACUAUGCACGACGGCACAUCGGGCGCUCUAAUGAAGAGGUCCUGUGCUGGACCUCUAUCGCGACGCAGGCCCGACGGAGUCGUCCACCGGAUCUCGAAUCCAUGUACAACUUGAAUUCGACUCUCCCUGUGAACACGCUGCCAAACGAGAUCUUCAUCGCCAUCGUCUGCCUUGCUGCCCCGUCAAACGGCGACAGCUUGAGCGCCGUCGCCUUGAAUCGGGUAACCAAGCUCAUGGGUGUAUGCCGUCAUUGGAGAGACAUGAUCAUCCAUACGCCCCUCUUGUGGAUGGACAUCGACCUGUCCAAGAAUAUGCAGUUCGCGGAGCUCUGUUUGGCCCGGUCGAACCGUGCCGCUAUCAACUGGCGAAUGCCUUUAACUCGUGGAGAACUACUGCCGCUCAACUGGUGCCUCGCCACUUGCUCCUUCCUCGUUUCACAUCAUACACGGAUCAAACACAUGCAGGUCCACUUCGGGGAAGACCUGGCGCCCAUCGGGGCGACAUACUGGCCACUAUCGAUCGUCUCUUUGCCCGCGCUGGUUUCGAUGGACCUGAAGAUUACCCAUGGGCAUUCUUCGCAAUGGAUUCCGACUCCCGACCACCUCCCAAGUCUCCAACGGCUCUCACUCGAGGGUCUUACGGUGGAUGACACCCGUUUUCCCUUGUCGCAGUUGACAUCCUUGAAGCUACGAGAGGUAGACUUCAUCCCCAAGCUAAGCCUAGCCUCAUUCCUGGAUAUGCUGCAAGGAUGCCCACUGCUGCAACAUUUCGUGUACGAAGAUAUCGCGAAUGGGGAGGGGCUCGCCAACUCGCCCAACUCAGCGGACCUCAAGCGCGCGGUGUCCCUACCACAUAUGCAACACUUCCAUCUGGAUGCACUCUCAUCCGAUAUCUUUCGUUUGCUCACGCACGUCUCAUUGCCCAAGCAAGCCCGCCUCACGCUGCAACCAGGUUUCUUCGUCGUCCUCCCAGGAGAGGACGAGAAUGUACCCUGGCUCAGUACCUUUUUGCCGCGUGACGCAGCGUAUUGGCCGACUCUCAGGGACAUCACCCACGUAAUGGCGUGGUGGGACGAGUACAACGGUCUUACUGUCCUUGGGGAUGUGGUGCAUACAGAAUUCUGGGAGUCGCAGCCGUGGAAGUCUCCUUACUACGUGACUUCGGACGCCGAUGAUUUUGCCGUGGCGCCGUCACUUUAUAUAUGGGAUAUAGUCGCGCUUUGGCCCCAAGACCAAGGCGGCGUCGACGCGCCCCUUCUAUGGGUCAUCAAAGAGCUGAGCGAUUUCUUCCCGGCAUCUGUGAAGACGUUCGUCCUCCGCGGAGGAACACAAGAGAUCGACACGGAGGUCUGGGCUAGGAUGCUAGCGGCGUUCCCUGCUAUCGAGCACCUCGAGAUCAUCGCGGAAGAAGACGCCAUGCCCGACUUUCCUGCGGCGCUCGAGCCGACAUUCAGCGGAGACGUCCCCUGCCCUGGUCUGCGAGAGCUCGUCCUGCGGUAUCAGCCAGGUGAGGUAUCCGACCACAGUCGGCUGCUAGCUGUUCUUCGUUCAGCGCUCCAGCAGCGCCUCGAAAAGGGCUCGCGCUUGGCAUCCCUCAGCCUUAAAUGGGAGUGUAGAAGUGCUGAUGACGUUGACGCCUUCACGGGGUCGGUGGUCAAUCAGGUAUUACCCGAGCUCCGGGAAAGAACGUUGGUCUUGUCAAGGCUUGUCGGUUCACUGAAGAUGUGGGCUACCAAAUGCCAGAGGCUGGAGAUCUGUGGGAUUGGCAUCUGUUGGACAUGUCGGAUAACGGUAGUGUCAUGCCCACCCAGAAGUACAAUUCCCUGAAGCAAUACAACACAUUGUUUGCUCUGUCAACCGAGGCAAAGUAUAUGUAAGUACGAUAUCCGCACACGGUCAUCAGGCAGUAGUCUGUUGUGCCGCCGACGAACUUUCAAUCUACAUCGGAGGCCACUGAUGACAAACCGCGCCGGCGUCACUUCUGCGAACGGCAUGCAUCGCAGAAGCAUUCACGAUGCUGUGCUGAUCCGGGAACAAUUGCUCUUUGGCCACA